UGAAGGUAUAUGUUUUAAAGGGAGGAGACAGCCUCUAUGCAGUGCUGUGGAACUUAAGAUAGCAUUUUUGCAACAAGAAUUUAGACUGGAGUAAUAUACAAGCCCUACAAUGUACAGCCACACCGCCGUGUUUCGAGGGGUGGACCUGCAGUUCAAGGUAAAUAACCGUGCCCACCACACAGAAGAAAUAGGCACUGAGCGGCUGGUUGUGCGUCGAGGACAACCCUUCUCUUUGCUCCUGCUUUGUACAGAUACCCCUCCACUGCCUCCACAUCACCAGCUCACUCUGGUCCUCACACUGGGUGCUCGAAGGGAAGUGGUUAUAAGAGUUUCAGGUUCGAGAGCAUCUCAUGGUCAGUGGUGGUUUAGUCAGCAGACUGCUCAAAGUGAGGUGUUGCUGAGGGUUCAUAGCCCUGCCGAUGCCCCUGUGGGUAACUACAGUGUCACUGUUCUCUUGCUUUCCUCUGAGGGGCACAUCGUAGAGCAGAGUUCCUCUCAUUCCUUUUACCUUCUUUUUAACCCCUGGUGUAAAGCUGAUCCUGUGUAUUUGCCUGAUGAAGAGUAUUUAUGGGAAUACAUCCUAAAUGAGAAUGGCAUCUUGUACCAGGGUUCAUGGGACCAAAUUACCACUCUGCCCUGGAACUUUGGACAGUUUGAAAACGGUGUAAUGGACAUCUGCUUUGAGGUACUGGAUAAUUCCCCUGCUGCACUGAAGAACUCUGAGAUGGAUAUCAUUAAAAGAGCAGACCCUGUUUAUGUUAGUAGGAUGAUUACUGCAAUGGUAAAUUCAAAUGAUGAUCGCGGAGUGAUAUUUGGACGUUGGGAUGGUGAGUAUAGCGACGGUGUGGCCCCUACACGGUGGACUGGAAGUGUUCCAAUCCUGAGGCACUGGAGUGAGGGAGGGGCUCAGCGGGUGCGUUAUGGCCAGUGUUGGGUUUUCUCUGCUGUAGCCUGCACAGUACUUCGCUGCUUGGGUAUUCCAACACGAUGUGUCACAAAUUACACAUCAGCCCAUGACACUGAUGGUAACAUUAACGUGGAUUGCCUGUUUAAUGAGCAACUGGAGAGCGUAUCUGAAGGCAGGAAUGACAUGAUCUGGAAUUUUCAUUGUUGGGUGGAGUCUUGGAUGAGCAGAGAGGAUCUUCCGAAAGGUUAUGAUGGAUGGCAAGUACUUGACCCCACCCCACAGGAAAGAAGUGAGGGUGUAUACUGUUGUGGGCCAUGUCCGGUGAAGGCUGUGAGAGAGGGCGAGGUGGGAAUCAAGUAUGACGCAUCAUUUGUGUUCUCGGAGGUGAAUGCAGACAUGGUAUACUGGAUUGUUCAUCAAGAUGGGGAGAAAUCAAAAGUGUCAGUGAACCGCUCAACUGUGGGAAGAAAUAUCAGCACUAAAAGUGUAUACGGAGACUACAGGGAAGACAUCACUGCUAACUACAAAUAUCCUGAAGGUUCCUUAAUGGAGCGAAGGGUUUAUGAAAAGGCAGGGAAACAAGUGGCAAGUCAAAAUGGACAGCCAGCCAAGCUGGAGCUGCUCAUCAAGCAUGCCCAGGCCAUUCAUGGAACAGACUUUGAUGUUAUUGUGGAGGUGCAUAAUAAUGGUGGAGAAGACACAUUUGCAGACCUUAUGGUCACAUCUAAUGCUGUCACAUAUAAUAGUCUCCAUCGGGGAGAGUGUCAGAGGAAGACUGCUAAACUCACAGUGCCAGCACAAAAAGCUCAUAAAGAAGUGAUGAGGCUUCGGUACGAUCAUUAUGGAGCAUGUGUAUCAGAGCAUCACCUGAUCAGAGUCACAGCACUCCUCCAAGCCAGCAAUGAGCAAAAUGCUAUUCUGCAAGAGGUCAACAUCCCCUUAAAAAUGCCCAAGCUCCAUAUUAAGAUGAUUGGAGAAGCAAUGGUAUCUCGUAAACUGACAGCACGCAUCUCCUUCACAAACCCACUGCCCAUUACUUUGACAAGAGGAAUGUUUACAGUGGAGGGGGCGGGGCUAACCGGAGCACAGGAAAUCCAGGCUCCGGGUAAUAUUGAACCUGGAAAAGAUGUUGUAGUGAAAUUCUCCUUCAAACCAAUGCGAGCUGGCCUAAGGAAGCUGCUGGUUGAUUUUGACUCAGAUAAACUGAGAGACGUUAAAGGUGAAGCCACCAUAAUUGUUCAAAAGAAAAUAUCUGACAAUGCUUAAACAACUUAGACACAUCAUUCAGUACAAUUCAAAAUGAUUCAUGAAAUCAGAAGAAGCUUGGUGCAGCUACAAGAAUACAUGCCGACUUCUUAAUAUUUUACAUUUUUGCAUUUUACGAGUGUUUUAUUUUAUAACAAUGGCUCAAAUAAUAGCUUAUUUAUAAAAACUUUAUAAAGACAACACUUUGAAUUUGCUUCUUAAUAAAAGUUAAUGAAAUAAAGUUAAUUAAUGGCAGAUAAAGUCUGCAGCCUGAGCAGUGAAUAGUAAUCUUUUUGUGUCACAAUAAUUUUUGGGUAAAAUAUAAUACUGUAUAUCUGUUAUGAAUGUCUGAUUAUAUAUGAAUCAGCACUUGCACUUCUUUAAUCUUCUCUGGCCCUCUUCAUCUCUCUCAUAUCUGUGGAACUUUAUAUGUUACUGAUUUUACUUGUUUCUGUUUAAUACAUAUCAUUUUAUUGAA
Messenger RNA from Silurus meridionalis, 2630 nucleotides. It is a transcript of the gene tgm2l, whose product is annotated as transglutaminase 2, like. Gene Ontology annotation, molecular function: protein-glutamine gamma-glutamyltransferase activity. The transcript has 13 exons. The coding region runs from base 110 to 2173 and encodes 687 amino acids. NCBI's taxonomy places the organism in Eukaryota, Metazoa, Chordata, Actinopteri, Siluriformes, Siluridae. Gene Ontology annotation, biological process: peptide cross-linking. The record is from RefSeq and is a predicted model, not a curated record.